UACAUUGGUAAUAUAAAACGUGGGUGGUAGGAAUCUUCUUAUUGACUCAUGCGUCUUUCGUAUUCUCUUCAUUUAAGUUACAGACUGUUACGCGAAGGAAGUAAUAAAAAAAGGUGAAAGUUGUCCGAAAGGCUCUCUCUCUCUCUCUCUAGAGCUUCACAUUCUCUAUCUACUAGAGAUAUUAAAAAAGGGGAAGUUCUUCCUCAAUUUGGGCAAGGAGAAAGAUUGCAAAACACCAUUGUCCUCACGACAGGUUUCUCUGGGAUAUAUAUAAUCUGUUGAAGGAUUCACAUUUUGGUCUAUAAGUUCUCACUUGUGCGUGCAGUGAAAAAAAUGAAGGCUGAUAGUAUUCUGGACUAUGCAAUAUUCGAGCUUUCGCAUAAACAUUCACGAUGCGAACUGUUUGUGUCGAGUAAUGGAGAAACAGAGAAACUUGCUUCAGGGUUGAUCGAACCUUUUGUGAAUCAUCUGAGUGUUCUUGCAACACAAUCUUUAUUUAGAGCGGAAGUAGAAAAAAGCCAAAAUGGCAAAUCUUGGUUCACAAGAAGGACACUCGAGAGGUUUGUUCAAUUUGUUAAUGGUCCAGAAGUUCUGGUAAGAGUCGGUACAAUUGAUUUGGAGAUGUCACAGUUGGAAGCAGCUCGGACAUUAUAUUCUCAGGAUGAUGGAGGUGUAACGGAUGCAACAAAGAAGGAGCUCUCAAGAGCUAUAGAUUUAAGACUUGAGGCAAUCAAGAAGGACUUAACCACAGCGAUUGCUCAAGCCUCAGCUAAUGGUUUUGAUCCUCAAACUGUCUCUGAUCUCCAACGUUUUGCUGAUACAUUCGGUGCUCAUCCUUUGAACGAGGCAUGUGGAAAAUACAUAUCAUUAUGUCAAAGAAGACCAGACCUGAUCAAGAAGAACUUGACUACCAACGAAACAAACACCAGUCAAGUCCAAAGUAUCAAGAAUGAUGAAGAGGAGAAAAAAGAUGAGUCCUCUACGGUUAAGACCACUCAACAUACGAGGAGGCUCAGCGUGCAAGACAGGAUUAAUCUCUUUGAGAGCAAAAAGACGGAAGAUUCAAACUCUGCAGGACACAAACCGGUGGUUGUUGCUGCUAAAUCCACCACAGAGUUGAGGAGACUUUCCUCUGAUGUCUCAUCAGCUGCUGCUCCUCCCGUAUUCCCUCAGAAAUCCGUCUUGAGAAGAUGGAGUGUUGUUAGUGACAUGAGCUUUGAUUUUGCAUCGGAUAAUAACAAGAAGUCUGAGGGUAGUGGCAACGAAGAAGGUCCCUUGAGUAGACCAUCCUCUGGUAAUCCUGAAGCCACAGUGCCAAAAGAGUCUGAAGAGGAGAGUAAAAAGGGUGAUGAUGAGGAUGAUGAUGAUGUGUCUUCUACUAAAUGUGAUGAUUCUCAAAAUCAGACUGAGGAGAGCUAUGCUUUCAAGCCCCACAAUGUGGCACCACCAUCAGUUAUGUUUCCUCGACAUUCGCGGUCUCGAUCAGCCCAUAUAGGAGAUGGUAUUGAUAUCAAAAGUGAUGAGCUUCAAUCACAAAGCCGGAAGAAAGAUGUGAUAUUUUCAGACAAGCAUCCUGCCUUAACAAUCUUGACAAAACCAGCUUCUGCAGGGUCUGAACAGAGACAAAAAUCAUUUGGUGUAGAGCAUGAUCUUGUGAAUAAAGAUUCAACUGCUGGAAAAAUCAACAGUAACAGAGUUCGUGCAACAUCUGUGGAUCAGAUGCAAAGACCAAGAAUGUCUAGGGAAACCUCUCAAGGUGUCAACGACGAGUUAAAAACAAAGGCAAACGACCUUGAGAAGAUUUUCGCCGAGCAUCAACAACGAAGUCGCCGUGAAGACCAUCAUCAUCAAUCAGCUGGUGAUGUAAAAGACAACAACAACAACAAGAACGUUGUGAUGCGUAGGAACGUAUCUGAUUUAAGCUAUUCAGAUGAUUCCAAAGGAAAGUUAUACGAGACGUAUAUGAAGAAAAGGGACGCAAAGCUGAGAGAAGAAUGGAGUUCGAAAGAAGCUAAGUUGAAGUCAAUGCAAGAAGCUCUAGAGAGAAGUAGAACCGAGAUGAAGGCUAAGUUCUCCGAGAAGAGACAUGAUUCUAUAUCGAGUACACGUCAGCGUGCUGAGAAGCUUAGAUCUUUUAAUACUCGGUCGAGUUUGAAGAAGUUUCAGCAGCAUCCUAUAAGCUCAUUACAGAGCGAAGAAGAAAACGUGAAAGAUAAGCCACUCAGUGGAAGGAGCUCUCAAGUUAGAAAGGCUCCAUCACCAAACCGGAGCUCUCGAGUCUCGAAACCAUCAGGUAAAGUUUCAAACACUAACGUUACUACUUCCGGGAGAGGGAGAAGAACAACAGCUGAGGUUAAUCCGGUUGCACAAUCUUCUUCCAUUCCCAAUUUCUCUGAUCUUAAGAAAGAAAACACAAAACCAUCUGCUGUUAGAAACCCUCCUAUGAUGCGAACACAGGUGAGGGGUGGUAAUAAGAAGACUACAAAGGAGGAUGUACCGUCUCCUGUUAAGCCUCGGAGGCCGAGGUCGUUGAGGAAGAGCUUCUCUGCCAACAUAGAGUUCACUGAGCUGACAAGUACUCUCUACUCUGAUGAGAGGAAUGAGAAGCAGAACACUGACGUCGAUGAGGUACCAGAGAGCUUGAGGAACGAAGAGGAAACUGACUCUGAGGCUGAAGAAGAAGAAGAAGUGAAGCAAGUUGUGGAGAAUCAUGUCAAAGAAGAAGAAGAGGAAACUCUAGUGGCUGAGGAUGUUGUUGAUGAAAAGACUACACUUAGUGACAAAGUUGAGAACUCCUCAGAGGAUGAAUCUCAGGUUGUAGACUUACCGGUGAACACUACUCUACUACCUUCACCGUUUCAGCACCACAUUGCCUCGUUAAUGGAUUCGCCUAGCGAGAGUCCCCUCUCGUGGAACUCAAACUUGCAGCACGCUUUCUCUUACCCUCACGAGCAUUCGGAUGCCGAUGCUUCGAUGGAUUACUCUCCCAUGGGGAGUCCUGCUUCUUGGAGUUCGAGAAUGAGAAAGAAAUGGGGAACAACAACGGGUCAGAGUCCUGUCAUUGUUUCAAACUCUUCGCCGCUCCACUCUCGGAAAGAUUUAGCAAAAGGGAUCAAACGUUUGCUUAAGUUUGGGAAGAAAACUCGUGCUGCGGAUAGCUUGAUGGAUUGGGUUUCUGUGACAACAUCUGAAGGUGACGAUGACUUUGCUUAUAGAUCAUCUGAUGAGUUAAGGAAGACAAGAAUGGCAUCUUCUCAAAGUCAGCAUUCUGAAGAUGAACAAGGGAGCUUUAAAGCGAAAGAUGGAGAGUUUAAGAAAUCAUUCUUCUCACUCUCUACAUUCCGUAGCAAAGGAAACGACUCGAAGCCAAGAUAACAGAAGAAAGAACAAAACCAAUCUGUGUGUUUUACCUUUACAACAACACAAGUACAAAGUUUGUAGUGUUGAAACAAAGUUACAGUGCUUGAUUUUAUUUGAGUACAUUAUUGUUGAUUUCUUUAAUAUUUAAUUGAGAUAAACAUAUUUUUGAAA
This is a messenger RNA of Brassica rapa (field mustard), 3531 nucleotides long. Its product is annotated as transcriptional regulator ATRX. Lineage: Eukaryota; Viridiplantae; Streptophyta; Magnoliopsida; Brassicales; Brassicaceae. The record is from RefSeq and is a predicted model, not a curated record.